AUGUUCCGCUCCGCCGUCCUCCGCUCCGCCUCGGCCGCCCGUGCCGCCAUCCGACCGGUCGUCGCCGCGCAAAGGACCGCCUUCGCCGCCGCGCCCCGGGCCUCCGUCAUGCCCAAGAUCCAGAGCUUCCAGGCCGUGCGGAUGUACAGCGCCGGCGGUGCUCUCAACAAGGACGAGGUCGAGGGCCGCAUCGUGAGCUUGCUGCAGGGCUUUGACAAGGUCAACGAUAUCGCCAACAUCAAGGGCACUGCUCACUUCGCCAACGACCUCGGUCUCGACAGCCUGGACACCGUUGAGGUCGUCAUGGCCAUCGAGGAGGAGUUCAGCAUCGAGAUCCCCGACAAGGACGCCGACGCCAUCCACUCCGUCGAGAACGCCGUCGAGUACAUCCUCAAGCAGCCCGACGCCAACUAA
Ilyonectria robusta is the source of this 414-nucleotide messenger RNA. RefSeq lists its product as uncharacterized. Gene Ontology annotation, cellular component: mitochondrion. The coding region runs from base 1 to 414 and encodes 137 amino acids. The record is from RefSeq and is a predicted model, not a curated record. Gene Ontology annotation, molecular function: acyl carrier activity; acyl binding. Lineage: Eukaryota; Fungi; Ascomycota; Sordariomycetes; Hypocreales; Nectriaceae. The transcript has 4 exons. Gene Ontology annotation, biological process: fatty acid biosynthetic process.